Homarus americanus (American lobster) is the source of this 5550-nucleotide messenger RNA. RefSeq names its product collagen alpha-1(I) chain-like. The record is from RefSeq and is a predicted model, not a curated record. Lineage: Eukaryota; Metazoa; Arthropoda; Malacostraca; Decapoda; Nephropidae. The coding region runs from base 155 to 4909 and encodes 1584 amino acids. The transcript is spliced from 20 exons. Gene Ontology annotation, molecular function: protein binding; extracellular matrix structural constituent.
GGCAGGGCAACGUCAGUGCAGUGGGGGCCUGGGCUCAGUACAGAUUGGUUGGCUGCCGCGGGCACACGGGUCCGACGGGACAGACGGCACACCGCAGCAGCCCCCGACGCCGCGCUGCCCAAGGGACGCCGCCGUCGCCGCCCCGCGUCCCAUCAUGUGGCGGCUCCCAAUCCCCCCCAGGCGGCCCAUCCCGCUACCCUUCCCCUUCCUGCUUCUGCUCCUGCUCUCCUCUGUUGCCUUGCCAUGGGCGGCAGCAGAACCCGACCCCAAACCCAAACCCCAGGACGAUUACUACGAUGAGUAUGAGGCAGAAUAUGAAGACUAUGGCUACGACUAUAAUGAGGAAAUUGCCACCGAAGAGGGAAGCACGGAAUGUGAGUUUGAGGAUUACGGUGGUGUAUACGGCGAAGUUUAUCCGGAUGAAGUUUACAAUUACGAGGAUGGUUAUGAAAACUAUGAUCCUGAAGGCACUUCACCUGACUCCUUCGCCACUGAGGCUCCUCCCUAUGAUCCCUAUGCUGUCCCUGGGGCAACUUACGACUCCUUUGCAACAGAAUCUCCUUAUGAAACCUACGACCCCUAUGAUUACACCGAACCUCCUACCACUACCACUACCACUACCACAACUUCCACUACAACCACCCCUCCCCCUACUACAACCACCCCCACCACCACCACCACCACUCCUCGACCGCCGGCUCCAACAGUUUCUUAUGAAAGGGAGUCAUCAAGAGGGCGAAGACCUAGGCGUCGGAAGGGUGAACGCAGAGGAGUUGUUGAACGAGAACGGGAAGAGGAACCUCCCCCGGAUCUUGUUGGACCAACCCCUCCUGAGACCGGUUACGGCGCCUCCACUACCGGUGCAGAUGGCCCCUCUGGACCCCCAGGAGACCGAGGUCCCAUUGGUACCCCAGGUACACCCGGUACCCCGGGUCAACCUGGACCACCAGGACAGAUGCCAGACAUCACGCCAUGGCUGUCGCAGCUGUCACAGUCUCAAGGCGGAGAGAAAGGACCUCAGCCUGACCCUUUCAGUUACCUUCAAUCACAAGUUGGUCCCGUCGGCCCCAGGGGCACCCCAGGUGCUCCAGGUCCCCCCGGCCCCCAGGGUUUCCAGGGGAUGCGAGGUGAACCUGGGGAUGCAGGUCCUAGCGGUCCCUCAGGCCCUCCAGGACCACGUGGGAUGCCCGGAAUCCCUGGAAAAGAUGGUGAGAAUGGAGACGACGGCGCGGCAGGUCCCCCAGGUUCUGUAGGCCCCCCUGGUCCACGCGGUCUUCCCGGUAUGCCUGGUCUGCCUGGCGUAAAAGGUCACCGUGGCUUCCCCGGUCUGGACGGAGCUAAGGGAGAACAGGGACAGCUGGGUGACAAGGGCGCCUCUGGUCCAGGUGGUCCGCCUGGUCCCAUCGGUCCUAUGGGUUCGGCUGGUCCUCGGGGUGAACGCGGCCGGGAGGGUCCUCCAGGUCCUCCAGGUCUAAGAGGUAUCGACGGCAUCGGUGGUCCUCCUGGUCCCCCCGGGCCUCCCGGCAAGUCUGGCCCGCCUGGCUUCCCCGGAAGCGCUGGAGCUAAAGGUGACCAGGGUGUACAAGGAUCCAAGGGCUCCCAAGGUCUUCAGGGUCCUCGAGGUGAGGCCGGAAAGCCCGGUUCUCCCGGUUCUUCUGGUUCCCAGGGGGCUCCUGGAAAGGAUGGUUUGCCCGGAGAGAAGGGUGCACCUGGUUCCCAAGGAGACUCAGGGCCCCCAGGGUUCCCAGGCGCCCGAGGGCCCUCAGGGUUACCCGGCAGCCCCGGCAUGCCAGGCAACAAGGGAGAAAGGGGUCUAGCUGGAGCGCGUGGCUUUAAGGGAGAACUGGGAAUGAAGGGAGAAGGUGGUACCCCUGGCCCUCGAGGGCUGCCAGGAGCCCCCGGAUCCCCCGGCAAACGCGGCAAGAGAGGUAUGCGAGGACCCCCAGGUGGAGUUGGCCCCCAGGGUGAACGUGGACCCACGGGAGGCCGUGGUCUUCCUGGUGCUGAUGGACCCCCAGGACCUAAAGGUCAAAGUGGCGACCCUGGCCCCUCUGGCACCACCGGCCAGAAGGGUCGUGAAGGUAACCCUGGUCCUCCCGGCCUUCCCGGCCGCCAGGGCCUGCGAGGACCCACCGGUCUCUCUGGUCCUUCAGGCAAAACUGGGCGUCCUGGUAGUCGUGGUCCUCCUGGUGCAGAUGGCAAACCUGGCGACCAAGGACCUCAGGGCAUCCAGGGUCUUCCUGGACCUAUGGGACCUCCCGGACCAGUUGGACCAUUAGGAGAAUCUGGCAAGGACGGCAACCCCGGCGAGACCGGUGCCACCGGCCCCCGAGGUGACCCAGGGAAGGACGGGGCUCAGGGGCCUCCAGGUGUGUCGGGACCUACAGGUUCUCCGGGUGAACGAGGUCCUCCAGGCUCCCCAGGAGCUCGAGGUUUCCAGGGUCUGCCUGGAGCCUCUGGCAUUUCUGGUGCCAAUGGAAAGGAUGGAGAGUCUGGUCUGCAGGGCCCUCGAGGUCUGCCUGGUGGUGCUGGUCUCCGCGGUCAGCGAGGCUUCCCCGGAGAACGAGGAGCUCAAGGUCCCCCAGGAGAAACAGGAAAACGUGGAGAAGCGGGUCAACUUGGCUCCGAUGGACCCUCUGGUCCUCCCGGUCCCGCAGGCCAAAAGGGUCAUUCUGGCCCCUCUGGUCUUGUCGGUCUUCCAGGUGGUCGAGGACCUCACGGUCUUCCUGGAGAGAAAGGUGAACGUGGAUCUGUGGGACGAGUUGGCCCUGAGGGACCGCCAGGUCGCCAGGGUGACCAAGGCCCUCAGGGUAUUAUGGGCCCAGUGGGACCUCCAGGAGAACCUGCAGAAAAGGGAGACCCAGGUCCUCCAGGACCUCCUGGCGAGCCUGGUGCCAACGGUAUGACGGGAGAGCGAGGCUCUCAGGGUGAACAAGGUCUUCAGGGCUUCCCUGGACCAAUUGGACCCCCUGGCAACUCAGGACCUAAAGGACAGCGUGGUCUUCCCGGUCAAAAGGGAGCUCAAGGUAAUCCUGGUUUAGUAGGACAGCCUGGAGAAUCCGGACCUCAGGGUCUUGCUGGACUGACGGGUGCAAAAGGACAACGAGGUGAAGCUGGACAACGUGGAGAGAUUGGUCUUAUGGGUCCUCCCGGACGACCCGGCAACUCUGGCACACCUGGAACCCCAGGUGACCAAGGACCUCCUGGCGCAAGUGGCAACCCUGGGAUCAAGGGAACCCCUGGUGACACCGGUCGCCCUGGCCUACCCGGACCAACUGGUCAGCCUGGCGCCCCUGGACCUGAAGGAUCCAAGGGUGAUGCUGGCCCCGAGGGUCGCCCCGGCUCUGUGGGACAACCUGGCCCUGUUGGACCAUCAGGAGAGCGUGGUCUACCUGGCCUCCCUGGCCCACCUGGUCCUCCUGGUCUCCGAGGAAAACCUGGCGCUCGCGGAGAAACUGGUGCGGAAGGCAGACGUGGUGAUGAAGGUCCCGUUGGUCCCCCUGGGUUGGCUGGUGCUGUUGGUCCUAUUGGUCCUACCGGUGACACAGGUGCCCCUGGUGCUGACGGUAAGCCUGGACCCCCUGGUAUUUCUGGUCGCACUGGAGACAAGGGCCCGUCAGGUUCCCCAGGACCACAGGGCAGUCCCGGACCCACUGGAUUACCCGGCCCCCGUGGUCCUUCUGGACCCAUCGGACCUACAGGAGAACGCGGAGAACGUGGAGAGGUUGGUCCACAGGGCGUGGAGGGCGGCCCAGGUCUCCGAGGCAAGCCUGGUGCACCAGGGUCACAAGGGGAGAAGGGAGAAACCGGCGCAUCAGGUCCAAAGGGUGCCAAGGGACACCGUGGUCUUAUUGGUCUUCAGGGUCUUCCUGGACCCCAAGGUCCCAAUGGUGACAAAGGUGUUCCUGGUGUUGCUGGUCCACCUGGUCCUAGUGGUGAGCCUGGACAGAAGGGUCCACCUGGUCGUGAUGGAGGCAUUGGUCCUCAGGGUAUUAUGGGUCCACCUGGUCCUCGCGGUCCUAGUGGUGAAGAGGGCCGCCAUGGUCCUCCUGGAGCAUCAGGUCCUUCUGGUCCGCCUGGUCCACCUGGUGAGUCUAUGGGCUAUGAUGCUGCAGCACUGGCAGCACUGCUGGGACAGGGACAGGCUAAGGGCCCAGAUCCUCUACAGGGCGACGAUUCUGACCUUCCAGCGCGUCUCUUUGGCAAGGAAAUUACUGACGAUGAACGACGUGAGCUCAUCACCAAGGCUUACGAACAACUCAAGACAUCUUUCAAGAAGUUCCUGAGACCAGAAGGCACAAAGGAUUCUCCAGCCAAGACUUGUCGUGAUCUGGCUUAUACACACCCAGAGCUGCCAAGCGGGGAGUACUGGGUGGACCCCAACGAAGGCGACACGAAGGACGCUAUUGUAGUACACUGCGACAUGGAGCAGAAGUCGACGUGCGUCCUGCCUCAGCCUGACAUGACUCAGGAGUUCAACUGGCAGGGAGAAUCUCGUGGCCUCAUCUGGCUCGGAGAUGACAUUCAACCAGGAUUUGAGUUCACGUAUAAGGCGGACGGCAACCAGAUGCGGUUCUUACAGCUGCUAUCAUCGGAGGCGUCGCAGCAGCUUACUUACCACUGCAAGAACUCCGUCGCUGUGUUUAAUGCCAGGAAGAGGAACCUGCGUAAAGCCAUGCAGAUCAUGACCAGCUCAGACACACAACUUAAAGCCAUAGGAAAUAGGAAGUUUAAAUACAGAGUUAUAGAAGACGGCUGUAAGAGGGGACACUCCACCUGGGCGUCCACCAAGAUCGAGUACCGCACAGACAAGCCUCAGCGAUUACCCUUCGUCGACAUCGGGCUACGGGAUGUGGGCAGAGCAAACCAGUCCUUUAAGAUCGAGCUGGGACCUGUGUGCUACUCGUAGGACUCCCGCCAAGCCGUUAUAGAACCAGCGACGAGAGCAGUGGCUGGAGGUGCCGUGUGGGGGGUGUGAUGAACAAUAUAGUGACGAGUGUUAAGUGGUGAUGAUGAUGGUGAUGAUGGUGAUGAUAAUGAUCGAUGAGGAAAUAUUCACAGGGGCAUGAUUGUCGUUAUACAUGACAGCCUAGAAUAAAGAAAAGUGUGUUAAGACUCGUCUCUAAGAUCGUCUCCUGCACGCGGCCUCUCCUUCCCUGCUUUCUCUCUCGCUAUCUUGUUGAUUGUAUCAUUAUAAUUUUAUAUUAGGAUAACCGCUCGCCGCUCUCUUUUUUUCCAUUCUAUAUUUCCAUAUUUUCACAUUGCUCUUACCUUCACUUUUUCCUCUUACAUCAUUAGGUUAGAAAGACAUUGACGAAUAAAUAAAAUACAAAGCGCCAUCGAAAUACAAAUAUGUGUAAAGUGUUUGAUAAUAAGAACUGUGGUAUAAGGAGAAAAGGACUCUUUAACUGUGUACAUUUUGUAUAAUAAUAAUAAGGAAUAAUAAUGAGGGUUUUUGGUCGACUCCAGACACACAAUCGGGAUAAAAAAAAAAUAUUUGACUAUAAUUUUUUUUUGUAAAUUUACCAAAAUAAAAAAGAAGGGUAUUUA